CGGUCUAACAUCACUCAAACCUCCGAAGCUGGCUAUAAGUAAACCUAUAGUAGGAUGUGAUGAGCUAUGAAGUUGCCCCUUCCUUUCAUUGUCGUUACCACUUUGCUCCUGAUCCUAGCAGAGUCACAGAGCGCUCAACAAAACUUAGCAUCUUCCGUCAGUUUAGCAAACUUCGUGUCUAAGCGGCUUCACAGACACUUCAACACUACUACAUCGUUCAGGACGCUCAAAGAGGAGUACGAAAAAGUUGAUUUCUCGUUUAAGAAAUGGGACAUUCCAAGUCUGAUAGCGGACAUCUCCCGGGACAUGGAGGCCAAGUUUACCAGAGCCACAAAAUGUCUGUCCGAUCUUAGGACACGUGUACAACAGCUGUAUAAGAAGGAAUACCAGGAGGCUAAUGGGAAUUACGAGGCUGAAAACUAUAUCCUGUCUUAUCUUGACACUGCGUCGGGUAAUUCUAAGAAGAGCAUGUCCUACUCUCUCCAACACGACCAGAACGUCUCCUUUACUGAGACAGUGUUCUCAACUCCUGCUGACGUCUCUAUCAACGGCACAAAGGUCGAGACAGAUAUCAUUUGGACUAAAGGGCUGAGAGGAACAUUCACUGACAACUUUAAGAAGGAGUCUGAGUUGUUAAUCUGGCAAUAUUUCUGCACUGAGAACGGAGUAUUGAGACUGUUCCCUGCCCCAGCUGACUUUCCUAGGAAAACUGUGGAUUACGAUUGCAGAUUCCAACCUUGGUUUAUAGACGGUGAUGGGUGCUCCAAGGACAUCAUCAUUGCCUUCGAUCUCAGUGGCAGCAUGGUGGGGUGGCCACUAACUUUGGCUCAGAAAACAGCCUCACAGAUACUGAAACUAAUGUCUGAUAACGAUUUUCUGGGCUUCAUAGGAAUAUCCAGUCAACCCGCCUACUUAACAGACAGCCACAAUAAUUCAAUUACGCUGCUGAACAGAGCCACAGAUCGAAUCAAGCAUGAGAUCAAUAUGAGGAUACAGGAUGUUCGCCCGGAUGAUGAAGCUAAUUUCGACAAGGCUGUUGAAGCUGCUUUUGAUAUGUUCAAUAACAGUGCCAACAUAAACCGGUCAGCUCAGUGCCAAAAGGUACUGAUAGUAUUCAGUGACGGUACCAUACAGAACUGUAAAGAAACCUUUGAGAGACGUAAUCCUAACCAAGACGUUCAGGUGUUCACGUUUGCAUGCGGAAAUCCUCGAACCACAACAAGCGGUCUCAGGGAGAUGGCUUGCAAUAACCGAGGAAACUUCCUCGAGAUGGGCCAUCUAUCCGAUGUCAACGCAAACACCUUCAAAUUCUUCAAUAUGAUCAACAAAAACUCGAACAGUGGCCGAGGGAAUUUCACUCCGAAGUGGAGUAACGCGUAUAUGGAAGCUGCCUGGAAGACAGAGAAAGAUGAGUGGAGUCCAGGAACCUUCGAGGAGACAAACAGACUGGAGGAGCAGAUGAUCUUAUCUGUUAGCGCUCCUUCUUAUUAUCAGGAGAAAAAGACAGGGAUUGUGGGACUUGAUAUAAAGAUAAGCAAUCUUGUCAGUAAAGUCGCUAAUUUGAGCAAGGUGGGACUUUACGCAAUAAUUCUCAACAACAGAGGAAAUUUAGUCUACCAUCCUCGACUGAAGCCUCUUGCUGAGUUGGAACGUACUUACACGGCAAGAUUCGCUGAAGUUGAGCUCUGCAAAGGUGAAAUAUCUUCCUCUGACAUUGAAAGAGCUAUUAUAAGCGGCGAAAGUGGUGUUGUCGAGGGGAACUGUCUCUAUCACUACAGCUUUUCAUUGGAGCGAGGCAGAGAGCUAUACACUAAAAUGCAAUACCACUACACGCCCGUCAAAUCCUUCCCCUUCUUCCUAGCCCUGGCCAUCCCCACAGCCUUCUCCAACGAGAUUGAGUCCAGUAAGAAUCUGACUGAUGUUAUCCCGAUCUUAAGAGAAUUCUUGCCAACCCUGGGAGUUCUCUUGUAGAGGACACUCCGCUAAGUCCUCAGAUAUCAAUAUCUAUUACUGGAUGGUUCAAACAACUGGGAGAUACUCCCAAGGAAACCGUCAGGUUCAACACAUAUGUUAUGAACGAAACAGCGGCCCACUAUUCUGUUGUCAGUGAUAUUGUGAGGAAAGCGUGGCCAGCUCAGUCUACUGAUAUCGUUCCAGUAAUGCUGUACACAAAUGCAGGUCUUCUUCUCUACAACCUCAAGGGGUGGCUUGAAGUUGAAGAAAACUCUCAAAUAUUCACUGAAAAUGAGCGACUAGUCGCAUCGCUAGAAGCAGAUGAUCGGCUUACUAUGGGUCCCCAACGUCGUAGUUCAGCUUACAGAGAACAGGAUGCUUUCUUCUUGACUAGAAAUAUUAUUCUUCAGCAAGAUUCCACAGCAAUUACUCCAGCGAUAGUCGGAACAGAGUUCUACAAACUGUCUCUUUUAGAAAUAUUCAAACUGGGAAAAGUCAGCUACAGAGAGCCUCCAAUUCAGACAUAUCUGCUAGAUGACAAGGGUUUCAUUAACUCCAUUGAGCCAGUUAACGAUAUUGAGAUGAUGGUGGACCAGCAUCUUUCAGCAGUUUUCCCAGAGCUGAUGGAUCAAAUGCUGAACCGUUCAGUUUAUUCACGUGAUUCCUACAAGAACUGUUUACAAACCUGCAAAAACAAAACCAAGCCAGCAUCCUCCGCCACGUCACUUAGCAACACUCUCCUCCUUCUCUACAACACCAUCACACUCGCUACCUCCCACAGUCAGCUAGGUUCAACCAUCAGUCUCAAGCGACAAGACUCCUUCUACAGAUGCUGCAAGGACUACUUUGUCUACAAACUCAACCACAAUAGUGCAGCAGAGGUGCACAAGUUAGCGUGCACCACGUGUGAUAAAACUCUACAUUCAGCUCCAGUAAAGGGGACUAACUUGCUGCUUCUUAACGACCUGUCUCCAGAUUGCACGUGCAGUUCUGUAACACCUAGCAACCAGCUGGCAGCUCGGAACACUACCAGUGUGUUUAAUGUGUCUUUUGGGGAGUUGUCGUAUAGUCUACUCCCUUGCACCAAUAACUUCAAUAUAUCCACUCUUUGUAGUGGGGGUCAGAGAGGACUGGUUAGUCUGGUGUUAGGUACGUUUCUGCUCUUUCACGUGCUCACAUGAGGUGUGUCACGUGUUGUGUCACGUGUUGUGUCACGUGUUGUAACAUGUUAUCAUGUGAUCAUGUGACUGAAGUGAUAAUUCUUCAGUGAGAUACUUCACAAGAUGUUACUGGUAGUAUUAACGCGGUUAUGCUUCUGUGAAAAAACUUCGAAGCUGUACCAAAUCACAGCUUGGUAAAGCUGACCGACUUGAAUCCGACCGGAUUUGAACCCAGGUCUUCUGCUUGGGAGGCGAUCGUGUUAUCACUACACCACCCGGUCGGCUGGUGAUACACACUCUCUGGCUCGUAGGAAUAACCCCCCUACAGCUAGUAUAGUGCCUCGACACAGAGUGGCCCAGGGUUAAUGAAAAGGAGAUAAGCACCUCAGGCCAUCCCAACGUUCGGGAGAGACCUUGUAUCUUGUUGUUGAAAAAAACUUCAGAAAUGCUAAAUAAAGACGUUGUCAGAUUUCUCGAUUACUCAUCAUUGUCAUUUCGAUUCAGCCAAAUGUUUAAGUAAUGAGCAUGACUUUGUACCGAGUUCAGCAAUAUUGAUUGAAGAUUUUGUGAAGAUAAGAGCUAAGACUACUCGAUGUAGAAUUAUAUUUUCGUUCCAAAUCGCUAUACUAUAAAUUUUAGAAGAAAUGUUUACAAGUCAAACAAAAUUAUUACUUCAAUGAAAUAUAGCAUCUGAACUACAAUUUUAGGUUAUUUUACUGGUAAAUUCCAAAUACUGUUCAUUUAGUGAGAAAAAAAAUUACUAGUAUAUAUAGUCAGUUAAUUGUUAAAACUAAUUCAGUUUGAAUUCUUAAAAUCUGUUUUUUAAUUUUUGAUUUGUUUCCAUGACAC
Messenger RNA from Bolinopsis microptera, 3962 nucleotides. RefSeq names its product voltage-dependent calcium channel subunit alpha-2/delta-3-like. Gene Ontology annotation, molecular function: voltage-gated calcium channel activity. The transcript is spliced from 18 exons. The record is from RefSeq and is a predicted model, not a curated record. NCBI's taxonomy places the organism in Eukaryota, Metazoa, Ctenophora, Tentaculata, Lobata, Bolinopsidae. Gene Ontology annotation, cellular component: voltage-gated calcium channel complex. Bases 67 to 1971 code for a protein of 634 amino acids.